Messenger RNA from Haliotis rufescens (red abalone), 996 nucleotides. RefSeq names its product UPF0547 protein C16orf87 homolog. Lineage: Eukaryota; Metazoa; Mollusca; Gastropoda; Lepetellida; Haliotidae. The transcript has 5 exons. The record is from RefSeq and is a predicted model, not a curated record. Bases 130 to 681 code for a protein of 183 amino acids.
CUUACAACAAGUGCUCGUCAAAGCGGGUCAGCCUGACCUGGUACAACAGUUGCACCAACUUAUACAGCAAAUUUGCAAGUUUCUCAGCUGCAAAAUGCUCUAAAAAUGAGCGGAUUUGUUUAUCAGUAGAUGGUACGAAAGAAAUUCGACAGGACGGUAGUCAAGAAGUGCCCAGUAUGCCAGCAACAGGUGCCGGUGGCAUGCAAGGGCUGUACUUGUGGGCACCAGUUCCCGACACGAGGUCGGGCAUCUUCCCAGUCUCAGAAGUCGCCAGACGGGAAGACACCUCCUACAUAUGGGGAGGGGAACAAUGGCGAUGGAGAGCAAGAGCCUAUGCGGAGACGAACGGUUCGGACAAAGCGAGUCCGUCCCGACUUCUUCAAUCCCCUGGAACUAGAGUAUAGCAACAAGAAGGUCAAGAAACCGGAGGUCAGUAAGCCGGAGGUCAGUAAGCAGGAGGUCAGUAUACCAGAGCCUGCCCCUGAAAGUCCUAAAAAGAAAAGGGGAAGGCCUAAAGGGUCCCUGAACAGGUCAAAAUCUGAGGAGAAGCCGAAAGAACAAAGAACCACCCAGGAAGAAGAUCUGUUUUCCAGCCUGCCCCCAGAGAAGGCUCUGCAGUACUCAGUGAUCCUGGCGGAACUCAACCGGAAGAUGCUCACACAGAACUUCAAGCCCCCUUAGUGACCACUGGUCAUCUAGAUCUCAGUGAUGCAUUUUCAUACAUUCUCAUUGUGAGGAACCACGUACAGCAGCAUGAUAGUUUCAGUACUUACAUGUAUGUGGGACAAGUGUGUUAUUAUGGGGUGUUCGGGGGAGUGUCAUCCAAACAUAUGACAACCACUUAGGGAGGGUCAUAAUAAAAUAAUCCACUUACAGUCCUGUUAAUCCGACAUGGUUGGUUGCAUAUGAUUAUGUCGGAUAAACAAGUAUGUCAGAUAAACGAAAUUAAGUAGUAUAAACGUUUGUGAUCGAAAAUCGGACAACUACAUGAUAGAU